GCCGGGCGGGCGCGAUGAGCGGGGCCGGAGCGGCGCAGGGGGCGGCGGACGCGGCCCGGGGGCUGCGGGUGGACGGGCUGCCCCCGCUGCCCAAGAGCCUGAGCGGGCUGCUGCACUCGGCGGCGGGCGGCGGCGCGGCGGGCGGCUGGCGGCACCUGGAGCGGCUGUACGCGCAGAAGUCGCGCAUCCAGGACGAGCUGAGCCGCGGGGGCGCGAGCGGCGGCGGGGCCCGGGCCGCGGGGCUGCCGGCCAAGCCGCCCAACCUGGACGCCGCGCUGGCCCUGCUCCGCAAGGAGAUGGUCGGCCUGCGACAGCUGGACAUGUCUUUGCUCUGCCAACUCUACAGCCUCUACGAGUCCAUUCAGGAGUAUAAGGGGGCGUGCCAGGCCGCGUCCAGCCCGGACAGCACUUACGCCCUGGAGAACGGCUUCUUCGAUGAGGAGGAGGAGUAUUUCCCGGAGCACCACACCCUCUACGAGGGGAGGGAACGGGGCUCCCCAAGGGACCUGUCGCUGCCUGUCUCCUCCAUCUCCGGCAGUGACUGGAUUCUGGAGUCCAUCUAGAAAGGGAUCUCAGCAGAGGCCGCUGCUGCCCACUGGACACACUGUCUGCCUCA
Lontra canadensis (Northern American river otter) is the source of this 616-nucleotide messenger RNA. It is a transcript of the gene FAM89A, whose product is annotated as family with sequence similarity 89 member A. The record is from RefSeq and is a predicted model, not a curated record. NCBI's taxonomy places the organism in Eukaryota, Metazoa, Chordata, Mammalia, Carnivora, Mustelidae. The transcript has 2 exons. Bases 15 to 563 code for a protein of 182 amino acids.